AAAUCUCUGCCGGCUUUCUCGUGCUUCUCGCCAUGGCUUCUUCAUCUACCCUCGCCUUUCUAAUUGUUGGAUCUUCCAUCGCUUGCUGUUUGAGCUUCGAUGGGUUCUUCCUUUCGCCCCUUAUGCUGUUACCGAACUCCAGGAUGCCUUUUCGAUUUAGCAAGCAACAUCCACGCAGUUGUUGUUUUUUUUGUUAACUUAAAUUGAUUUUUUUUUUUCUCAUUCUUUUCAUUGGAAUAGAACAGCAUGUAGCUAGCGCCGGAAUAUGUUUUCCUUUUUCUUUGCAUUUAUCAGCACAGGGGGCGAGCUUUUUCUAAUAUUGGCCAUAUGUGAAAGUAUACGAACCUCGCACUUUAUGAAUGUCCUCUGCAUUUUGAGAUGAUUACACGGCAAGCAACUAAGAGACGCAGGAAUUCUGGAGAUUCUGUGUUGGUUUUGCUUGACUCAGAUCCCGAGGACGAGCCGUCAAGGAAGCUCAGGAAUAGUACAUGCACUAAUUUUAUCCGCGAUAAAAAACUUGCUUCUAACUUGUUUCAGACUUUGCUAGAAGAUUUAUGGAGCAAGAUUCCGGUUGAAAAAACGUGGCCCUGCACAUAUCUUGAUUGUUUAUGGUUUUCUCUGUAUAAGGAUGAUUUGAUGAGAGAAAAGGUACUAAAUUGGAUUAAAAGGAAGCAGAUAUUCACGGCAAAAUAUACCUUCAUCCCAAUCGUUUGCUGGGGCCACUGGAGCCUUCUAAUAUUAUGUCAUUUCGGAGAACCACAGCAAAUGAGACCAAGGAUACCAUUUAUGUUACUUCUGGAUUCUCUUCAUGAGACAGAGCCAAGAAGAUUAGAACAGGAUAUUAGGAGGUUCAUUCUUGAUGUCUAUAGAUCACAAGAAAAGGAAGAGAAUAGUGAUUCUAUAGCUAAAAUUCCUCUUUUUCUUCCUGAGGUGCCACAACAAACCAAUGGUGAAGCAUGUGGCAUCUAUGUACUGUAUUUCAUACAUCUUUUUAUACAUAGUAUCCCUUCAAGCUACACACAAGAAGGAUGGCCGUGUUUUCUCAACAAGGACUGGUUUACAGUAGAAGAACUUGAAAGCUUUCGCAAGGAAAUUUUUGCCUGGAACUUUGAUACAGCAAUGGUGAAUCCCGGAGAGCAACCACCUUCCCCCGUUAUUUUCACUCCAGUACUAGUAGAACGAUGAGCGCAAACAGAUAAAAAUCAGAUGGUUUUGCUCUCUGGCAGAUUUUGCUACUGGAAGCCUCAAUGACACUCUAAUUCCAGACAUUUCAUCCCUACUACUUGUAUAUAUUACUCAGUAAAUCUCGAAACUCAUAGGAGACAGGCACAAACCCCAAACCCAUAACAAUAGGAUGGUUUUGCCAUCUCGCAGAUUUUGCUCCUGGAAGCCUUAACGACACUGUUAUUCCAGAUACCUCAUCACUGUAUAUCUAGUCAGUAAAAAGCAACUGAACAAUGGUGUAUAUAUUCAUUUUGUUAGUAAGUAUAUUCGAAAACUGCUUGAUA
Messenger RNA from Zingiber officinale, 1508 nucleotides. Its product is annotated as probable ubiquitin-like-specific protease 2A. Gene Ontology annotation, biological process: proteolysis. The record is from RefSeq and is a predicted model, not a curated record. NCBI's taxonomy places the organism in Eukaryota, Viridiplantae, Streptophyta, Magnoliopsida, Zingiberales, Zingiberaceae. Gene Ontology annotation, molecular function: cysteine-type peptidase activity. The transcript is spliced from 8 exons. The coding region runs from base 379 to 1185 and encodes 268 amino acids.